Molecule: messenger RNA, 447 nt
Organism: Komagataella phaffii GS115
Lineage: Eukaryota; Fungi; Ascomycota; Pichiomycetes; Pichiales; Pichiaceae
Exons: 1
Coding region: 1-447 (148 amino acids)
Source: RefSeq, a predicted model, not a curated record
AUGACUGAAGCCAAACCACAGGCCCCUAAGGAAGGCCAAGAUUCGCAGGAGAUAUUUUUCUCCACCGGUAGAGGAGGUGCAGGUAACAUGGGGAAAGGAGAGUCCCUGCCUUCUCCAAAGCUCGAACCCCAGAGGUCUCGCAUCUCUACCAAUGAGAAUGAACUGUCUCCGAUUUACAGCACUGGGCGUGGUGGAUUCGGAAACAUGCAGAACAAGAAGGAUAUAGGGGAAAUGGCACACCUGGACGAAGAAAUGGGCAUUGCUCCUGUUCACUCAAAGAAGAUGAGUGAGCAACAACAGCAUGUUGCUGUUGGUAGAGGUGGUUAUGGUAACGUCUUAACGGCGUCACAGUCAAGAGGAUUAGAAGAUAGAGAGGAAACUUCUGAAGACGCCAAACCUCGUAAUGGAAAUGGUUUCUUCCGUAAGAUCAAAAAGCUCUUUAGUUAG